AAACUGCUUUCAUACUCAUAAUACCGUAUGGAAGAGGAAAAAAAUAAUUAACGGAAACGGAUGAUCGUAUAUGUUUGAAAAAUGGCACAGAUCAAAACUCUCCCCCUAUUCCCAGGGGCAAAAUUCAUUGUUAUUGAUGAUGGACAAGAAGUGAUGCGUUCACAAAGUCUAAUUCUGGGUUGGCUGCAAAUGUGGAACGACAAAGGUCUUGGCAACACAGUGGAAUUUUUACUAUUCUCCGGACCAAAGUUUGUAUAUGAAAAAUAUACAAAAAAUAUUAAAAAUGUUGACCUGAAACUCCACGAUUAUUACACAGUGUUUGUGGAUGACGAUAAAGACGAUGUUGCCAAAUUAGAAGGCAUAGUAAACGGCAAAAUUCUCCAAGUGAAUUCAGUAGUGAUUGUAGAUUGCUUAAGUUCUCUCAUACUUUUGGUAGGUUUGUCCAAAGCCUUGCGCUUUGUAGAAAAAUUAAGUUCUCGUUGUGCCCAAAUGAUUUGCAUAUACAAGAGAGAUUUUAGUCAGAAUAAAAUUCCACGUAUCGAAACUCUUGGUACGACUUACGUUCGUUUAGAGAAAUUAAAUUCGUACACUUCGCAAAGGGACCACAUACAAUACGAAGUAUAUUUGAAUCACCGGAAACAAGGAGGUGGUAUUUUGCAUCACAGAGCUCACAUUUUUCAAGAAUUUAUAUUGGACACUUACGAAAUCGUUAGAGAAACAGCUUCGAAUCACAGUGCCCCAGAAAUCAUUCCUCCUGCUCAACAUGCACAAGAAAAACCCCAGGCUACCUUCAGAAUUGAGAUGAAUGCUCGGGAACAGGAGCAAAGAAAAAACACUCCGUUGCCUUAUAGUCAAGGAGCAACGACUCAAAAUGAGUCACAAAUUCUUUACGAACCUGACAGCAUUGACGAUAUAGACGAGGAAGAUCCGGAUGACGAUUUACCAUUCUGAUCGAAACGAAAUUUGACUCUAGAUAUAAGAAAAUUUAUCAAAUAAUUGAUCACCAUCUUUACUGGAUAAAAAGUGAGGGUAUAUUUUAUUCCGUACUGUCGCAUAUUUAUUGUUAAAUUUUUUGGCUAAAAUACACGUAACGCGAAAAGCCAACAACAUCCCAUAAAACAGCAAUAAAAUAUAUGCUUAUUUCACAA
Messenger RNA from Venturia canescens, 1148 nucleotides. RefSeq names its product Elongator complex protein 5 (gene Elp5). Gene Ontology annotation, cellular component: nucleus; elongator holoenzyme complex; cytosol. The coding region runs from base 82 to 951 and encodes 289 amino acids. Gene Ontology annotation, biological process: tRNA wobble uridine modification. Gene Ontology annotation, molecular function: tRNA binding. The transcript is spliced from 2 exons. Lineage: Eukaryota; Metazoa; Arthropoda; Insecta; Hymenoptera; Ichneumonidae. The record is from RefSeq and is a predicted model, not a curated record.